UUUCAAAUGAUAAUUUUCAUUAAUCAUGGCAUCCCUGACAUAAGAACCAUUUACAAUAAUACAAAUAAGUCUCCACUUUCUGACAGUGUUGUGUUUAAUUUUUCUGUCAGAAUCAGUCCAUUCGAAAAGUUGGGUAGAGGUGUUUCUGUUUCGCAACCAAAUUCUUGGAAUCUAAAUUACAAUAACAAAUAUGGCCAUGAUGCUUGGAAAGCAGUUGAACCGUCUAUCUGGACCUUGCAAAAUGGCACCAGUGAUGGUUAAUCAUUAUUCCACCAAACCCCUCAGAGAAAUCACUCAUCCACAUGAAAGGAAACCAAAUAUUGUUUGUCCGGAGGAGGCAGUAGCCAUUAUAAAGUCAGGUGACACUGUGUUCGCAUCUGGUGCCGCAGCUACUCCAAUAGAUAUGCUCAAGGCCUUGACAAAGCAUGGACAGAAUAACAAGCUGAAAAAUGUCACCGUGUGUCACAUGCACACGGAAGGCCCCGCUGAUUACUGUGCGCCAGAAAACAAGGACAUCUUUCGCUCCAACUCUUUCUUCAUGGGCGGCAAUGUCCGUAAGGCUGUAGCUGAAGGUCGUGGUGAUAAUUUGUCGAUUUUCCUGCAUGAGAUUCCGCAACUCUUCUAUAAGGGUAUUGUCCAGCCCGAUGUAGCGAUCGUGCACGUCUCACCACCAGAUCGUCACGGCUUCUGCUCCCUCGGCACAAGUGUUGAUUGCGUUCGUGCAGCUGCCAAUCAUUCGAAAAAGAUUAUUGCCCAAAUUAACAAGCAAAUGCCACGCACUUUUGGUGAUGCUUGCAUUCACUCAUCUAAUUUCGAUUUUGCUGUUGAGGUCGACACACCUUUGCCUCAGCACGGUGGAAAACCACCAAGCGAAGUUGAGAACAAAAUCGGCAAACUGAUCGCCGACAAUUUAAUUUGCAAUGGUGCCACGCUGCAGAUGGGUAUAGGUAAUAUUCCGGAUGCUGUCCUGAAUGCUUGCCAUAACCACAAGGAUCUCGGUAUUCAUUCGGAAAUGUUUGCCAAUGGUGUUGUGGAGUUGGUGCGAAAGGGUUGCGUAAACAAUAGCAAAAAGAAGAUGCAUCAAGGACGCAUUGUCGGUUCAUUUUUGAUUGGUAAUCAAGCUUUAUAUGACUUUGUCAAUGACAAUCCUUUCAUUGAAAUGUACGGUAUCGACUAUGUAAAUAAUACCGGUAUUAUUAAGCAGCAGCCUUCUAUGACUGCCAUCAAUUCGGCCAUUGAAGUCGAUCUCACUGGCCAAGUGAGCUCCGAUUCGAUUGGUACGCGUUUCUUCUCGGGCUUCGGUGGACAGGUAGACUUCAUUCGUGGUGCUGCUGAAGGUCUUGAUGGCAAAGGUGUGCCCAUCAUUGCGUUGCCAUCUGUCACCAACAAAGGCCAGAGCAAAAUUGUGCCCAUAUUGCAGCCAGGAGCUGGUGUGGUUACUUCUCGUGCUCACGUUCACUAUGUUGUCACUGAGUACGGUAUCGCUUCGCUCUUUGGCAAAAAUAUGCGCCAACGUGCCUAUGAACUCAUUCAAAUCAGUCAUCCCGAUCAUCGUGAAAAACUCGAAAAAGCCGCAUUUGAGCGCCUUAAGGUGAUGCCAUCAUGUUGAACAUCGUAACCGUGAUCUUAUACAUAUAAAUUGGCUCAAUGCAAAGUGUAGAUACUACAUACGUACAUAUGUGGUCUUGAAUAAGUGUUUUAAAUAGUAAAUCGGCAUAUUAUAAACAUAAACACACUCGUGAUCCUAUAACACGCGACACCCAUUAUUGAGUGCUAAAUUGUAUAACCGUAAAUUUUAAAAUAGCGAAACAAAAUUAAAAAUAUGUAACUUUAUGCGUAUUAAAAGAAUUAUAUCAAUCAUUCCCGUAGCAGAAAUAUCAGCAUUUUACAUGACGCAGACAUACACCAGUUGAAAGAAUUUGGUAGAAAUUAGAGUAAAAUCUUAAAUAAAAAAGGGAACAGAGAAACUGCCUAGCAAUGUAGGUAUUAAUUUCGUGCAAUUUAUUAAUUUUGAAUCGAAAACUUAUUCGAAAAUCGUAAAAUAAAUAAAUAAAUUUAAAAUACAAAAAUAA
Zeugodacus cucurbitae (melon fly) is the source of this 2072-nucleotide messenger RNA. RefSeq names its product 4-hydroxybutyrate coenzyme A transferase. Gene Ontology annotation, molecular function: acetate CoA-transferase activity. Bases 191 to 1609 code for a protein of 472 amino acids. The record is from RefSeq and is a predicted model, not a curated record. NCBI's taxonomy places the organism in Eukaryota, Metazoa, Arthropoda, Insecta, Diptera, Tephritidae. The transcript is spliced from 6 exons. Gene Ontology annotation, cellular component: mitochondrion. Gene Ontology annotation, biological process: acetate metabolic process.